CGAAGCUUCGCCGGCAACUUGACGAGUGCCUUCCCUUCUUCAUUAACGAUGGUCUCUAGCCUAGCGGCUCAGUUGACCCAGAAUGCUUCGUUAAAUGCCUCUUUGCUCGUUGAUAGAACUCUUCGGAAGCCUACAGAAUCCUACCUUUUCACUGGGAAAGAUGCCGACCAGUACGACUUGGACUCCGUGUACGCUUUGGGCGCCAAUGGUUUCAUACAGCUCGUUUCUUUGGAUCCUGGAUUAGGACAAUACGAAUCCGCCCUGUUCUCCUAUACCGCAAAAUCCAUUGACAGGACGCUACUCACGGCAGCGGCCAAUUCUCAAUUGGAUACGUCGAUCAGAUCGUUUCUGCUGGCAUUGGGCCCAUACUUGUUGGAAGUGCCAACGGGGAAAGUGAUCGAGUGGCUGGUUCGACGGUUUAGGGUUAACGAGUUCAAUGUGGAGGCACUCAUCUCCGUGUUUUUACCAUACCACGAGACGCCACAUUUCGCAAAAAUGAAUACUAUCCUACAUGUCAAAAAGAACACGACCUGGAGCUUUUUAUUACCAUUCAAAUCUGCAGCGCAAAGUGUUCCAAGAAUCGCUUUGGUAACAGAAAUGAAGAAGAACUCGGAAGUGGCUCGCCACAUCUCUUCACUCCUCCCGAAUGCCAUUAAGGAAGGAUACUCGCAUCGGACACUGGUCGCUUUCAAUGCCGCAACACUCCACGACUUCAUUAUCCACAGCGACACCCUCGAAGAAAGUUGCAUUGCGUAUCUUCUCCCAGCUUUAGUCGAACCCCUUCAAACUGGCUCCCCGAAAGAUGCUAUUCUCGGAAGUUACAUUCUGAUUUCGACGCUAUCUCAAAAAUGCAAAGUUACACCGGCCGCCCUGAAGGCAUUAGUUGUAUCAAUGAUUUCAUGCGCGCAUGAAGUCGGUGUAACACAAGUUGUCAACGCGCUUAUCUCAGUUUGCGAAGCUCAGGAUGUUUUGGAAGAACUUCCAAAUCACACUGUGAAAUCGUUCUUACGCCUCAAGGGCAUCAACGAAGAGGUGGAGCGGGCAAUGAGCUGGGAGGGGUCGGAAAAGUUGAUAGUUCCGUUAGUCAGUGGGAUUGGUCGCAGAUUGAAGGAUGACACCGCUGUUGGAUUUGUCGAGACUGUCAUAUCCAGCCCCGUCAUUCCAACUCUAGUUAUUCGUCAUUUAACGAAGAUUUUGUUGACACAAGCUGUGACCGCCGACCCAUCGUCUGCGUCUGAUCUGGUUGAUGUCCUCAAUAUGUUAUUGUAUAACAUCCUUCAACGACACCCUGUACUUUUCCGCGAACUGAUUGAUGAGAUGAGUCAGGCAGGAGAUGAAGGGACAAAACAUCGGUUCGAGCAGUUGUCAAUAAACCUGAGCAUGGGUUACGCAUCCUCAAAGUCAGGAGGAAUCGAAAAUGUCGACGACAUAGUUGCAACCAGCAAUGCUGACGACCAGAUUCGGGCGACUGCUGUGAAAAACUUGUUGGAAAAGUCUGAAUCACUGGAAUCUAGGGAUGGCGAAGAAUCCCUUCAUGCUGCGCUUCUGGCGCGAGUGCAAGACACGUCUCAGUCGGUGCUCGAAAUCUUAUACACCAACAACCCGCCACUUUUCCUCCGGGUAGCCGCAAAGAAUCCUCAGAUUUUUUUGGAUUCCCUUGAUGUCGCGCUCACAUCCUUUAUCGCAAAACCAAGACGUGCUAUACUCAAACUGCAUCUGGGGUUUCUGUUAGAACAUUUCUUCCCCAAAGUGGACGGCAAUGACCACAUUGUUGAAGGCGCCUUCCAUCGCUUCAUCUUCCCCUUUUUGCUGUAUUCCAAACCCAGACAACAUACUGCUGACCUUGUAUGGGAUGCUUUGGACCACUAUCUCAGUCGUGCGAAGGGUCCUUCAUCCUUGAAAGAGCUCCUAAAGGGCUGCGAUGAAGUAAGGAAAUUACACGUUCAAGAGGAUCCAAUCGAGAGAAUGGCAAAGAUAAAUCAGUCUCUUGCAGCAAGAAUCGCUGAAAAUGUUUUAGCUUCAAAUGAAUAUCCUCACCACCUCGACGAAGUGGUCAAUAAGUUAACGGAUGAAAAUUCCCACGCCCGGGUCUUCGGCUAUCUUAUCGCAAGGGCGUUGGUAACCAGACUCUCUGGAGAGCACCAAGUUGCGGCCGCAGACCGCAUCUUGAGUGCUAUAAAUUUGGAACAAGUUGCCGCCUCAGAAGAUGCAUCAGACGAUGUAAUCGAGAUCUUGAAGAAAGUCGAUCACAUUAUUGUCCUGAAACCCAAUAGCAAGAACACCGCAUGUUGGGUGCAAGUCUCUACCAUCAACACCUUAUCACAGAUUCUACCUCCCGAGGGUCUUUCAGUCGACUUUAUCUCCUCUUCGCUUCAGAGAAACCCUGACGACCGUGGUUAUCACUACGCAAAGGUGAUGCGCCAUAUAUACAAGAUAUGCAACUCUCUCAGCCCCGCCCUUAAGAAACAUCUGCUUUGCAAGGUUUUCUUAAGCCUCAAAGAUGAUGCCCUAUUGUUCUUCGCUGGCAUCUUCUCAUCAAAGUGCUACGAUUCGGAGAGAGAUGAUCUUGUCAAGAACCAAAUGAAGGCAUCUGCUCUCCACUACGCCUCAGCAUUUGUGGAGGCAGCUGAAGACUCUGAAGAGGCCGGAAUAGAUUUCCAGACGAUUGUUCCGUGUCUCCUUGUUGCAUUACAAGACAAAGCUCUCGAAGUCAGGAAAGGAGCGACUGAGCUGUUGGCCAGAAUUAAGCGGUCGACUAAGAAAAAAUUUGGAUCCGUGUACGCUUUCGACAUUGUCUACGGAGACAACAAACAUGAUAUCCAGUAUUUAUCGCAAGAGGAUUUCAAAAAGUAUAUGAUGUCGCUAUUGAAUCAUAUUGAACAUUUUCUGCAUGACCCUCACUAUGUUCGGGUGUUUCACAAAGACCACCUUGCCCGCUCUUCUAGCAAUCCGAAGAAAGAAGCGAAUUACAGACAUCGUGUCCUGUGCUACAUUCUUUCUCAUAUCACGGCCUCAACGGAGGCAUCUGCUCAAUUAACUCUCCUCAGCACCAUUCAGGACGUCUCCGACAAGUCCAAAGUUGAGGCUCUCCUACCGAUCAUCCAACAGAUCACUUCCAUCUCGGAAUCAGCAUCCCGCCAUUUCGGCAGCUAUCGGGACGAGAUCGUCAGGUUGACCACUAGCGCGUUUGACACGUCUGUCACGGAUGAACUGAACGAGAAACCUCUGCUAUGGGAUACCUACCUUGCUAUAGUACAAACCUCUGUGAAAACUGCUUCAAUGAGGGAAGUGAUUACAGCAAGAAUAACGAGCAUAUUUCCAAAACUCCAACAACAACGGAAAGUGGAACUUUGUCUCAAACUCGUCGAACUGGGUUCUGGGGAGGGCUCCAACAUUCAAACAUACGUCAAGAAUUUACUGUCGAUCAUGUUAUAUGAGUCAGUAAUUGUUAUUCAGCUAUUAAAUUCGCUUCGUAUGGAGGUUGUCGAUGGGCCGCGGUCCAGUAAAAGGGCGAAACUAGCUGAGCCUUGCGAGCCCGAGGACCUUUUAUUGCGUUUAGGUCUGCUUGCGGAGGUUCUGGGCUCUGUAUCACUUCCGAGCUCCUUGGAUCUCAUUUCCCACCUUUUGGAGACUUUGAGUAGAGUUAUGCAAUCAACACCCUCCGUCAAUACGGACGUUAUUUUCAUAGAACAGUCAUUAAUGUCUGCCAUCGACAAUGUGGCCGGGAAAGUCAAGGAGACAAAUCGAGCCCCAAAUGCUAUUAGAUUAGAUAUUCUCGUGGAACUCAUUCGAGUGACGGAAAAUCCUCAAACAUUUCAACAGGCGUUGUUGUUAAUUGCCAAUCUUGCACGUUUCGCUCCAGACUCUGUGCUGCAUAACAUAAUGCCGGUGUUCACUUUCAUGGGUUCUAACGUUUUCCAUCGUGAUGACGCCUAUAGCUUCGCAGUAGUUCAAAAGACCAUCGACAACAUUGUUCCUGUUAUGGUAUCCUCGCUCAAGAAGACAAACAACGCGAGGCUCGAUCUUUAUAUCGCAUCGAGAGAUUUCCUUCGUGUGUUUACUGAUGCUGCAAAUCACAUUCCAAGACACCGUCGUACAAAUUUCUUUGCACACCUCGUUGAUGUCUUAGGGCCCGGCGAUUUUUUGGCACCGGUCUGUUUACUACUUGUGGAGAAAUCAACGAAUAGGAUCAUUCGACAAAAUACUGAUGAUUCUCAAACUGCCUUAGCGCCACCGACCUCGUUGAUACAUCAUUAUUCUGCUCCGUUACAGAUCAGUGCAUUAGUGGAAAUGUUGCAUGAAUCCCGACGUCUAGCAAGUCGCGCGAAUGGUGUAGAUUCUUCCCAGCCUACUCUACUUGACGACUCGUUACCCGAGGAGAGCACUAUAUCCCCAACUACCAUGUCCAAGCGCCGUGCUCAAGCCAUCAUAACGUUUGUCGGACAUGCUACGAAAGUGUUCCCUUCCGCCAAGGAAACAAAAGCGUCGUCCUCAGAAAGCCCUCCUUCUUUGAGCAAUUUGGUUUCUCUCUUCAUCAGUCUUGCUACGAUGAAGAGUAAAGAGUCUGCGCCCGAUCUGAGAAUCGACGAAAUCGUUAGAAGUGCGCGACUCGCGUUAUCUAAAGUAUUGAGUAUAGUACCGGCCAGAGACUUUGUUGGUGCUAUCUUGUCAAUGUUGGGAUCUGGCGAUGGAUCGGUACAAGCAGGUGCUCUGGAUCUCUUAUAUUCACGGCUUCCAAAAAUUUCGACUUCUGUACGGCAAGAGGUGGUUCCAUCCAUCGUCAAGAUUGUAGAGAGUGUGCAGACGAUAUUAUCUCAUCGCCCAGAGAAGGCUGCAAUCUUCUCAGCCCUUAAGGCCAUUGAAGCUAUCGGUUCAACUAUGUCGCAAGGAGAAGAAAGCUGUUUGACCAAUCUCAUCUCAUCCAUGAUAGUUUUAAUAAAAGAUCGAGAGCUGGGCACCAGCGCAAUGUCAGCUUUGGCCCCGCUGCCAUCCAAGCUUGGUCCACGACUCAUCCCCUUCUUCCGGGAAAUAGUUUCUCAAGCGGUCGUGAUUCUGCCAGAAGCCGAUCAAGAUCUUUCAUCUUCGACGAUCAAAGUGAUACAUGGCUUCCUCAUGUCGAUUCCCACUCUCUGGAGCUCCGUGGAGCUAAACCUAGUCUUAAAACUCUCCCUGGAUUACAAAGUCUCGCCACACUCACAAGAGGGUAUUGCUAUGCUAGUUAAAACAAUAACUAAACGAGCACUUUCCAAGGUGCUCUUGCCGACGAUCUGUGAGCUGUGGCCGAGUCUUGAGAGAUCUUCUCAACCGGUUUCCCUCAACGGAUAUUUCGAUAUUACUAGGCGCUCAAUUCGUAGCGCGGGUAGGACCGAAGUUCAAGAACAUCUUCGAGCACUUUUCAAGGUCUUCCUCGGGGCGUUUGAGGCUGUCAAGGCGCUUCCACUUGAACGAGACAAUGCCAAAGCUCGAGCGAUAUUGUCCUUCGUUGAGCUUGUUGUCAAGCUUAACGAGUCAGCAUUUAGGCCCCUUUUCCGUCGUUUACAUGACUGGACUUUUGUGGAGGGUAACGAUACCUCGAGGUCCGUUACGUUCUGCCAGAUCUAUAUAGGUCUCUUGGACUACUUUAAGAACUUGAUGAACCCGUACAUGACAUUGGUUAUAACACCGUUGGUCGAGAUUAUGAAGGACCAUAUCACCUCCACAUCAACGAACAAGGAGCUCCUUACCGUUGUUCUAGAAACCUUUGCGAAAAGUAUUAGCUACGAUGAUGGAGGAUACUGGCGUGACGAAAAGAUACGCCAGGUCACACCAUCCUUAAUAAGUUUGAUUCCCAUUUGCGCCCAGCUGAAUAUCAGCGAAGGGAAGGCUUACCUACAAGAUUCCUUAACAUCCACAGCGGAACAUGUCCUUGACGAUACCCUCCUCAAGACUAUAAACCUGGAUAUUCUGAUGCACACGCGAUCGGAAGACGCUUCUACCCGUAUUUUUGCCCUUUCGUGCUCUGAAGCCCUUUGGAGAGUGCAUGGCGGAAAGUUGUUAGGGUUCGUUGCAGAAACGGCUACGUUCAUUGCAGAGUGCUGUGAAGAUGAACAUGAUACGGUUGUGAAGGAAUCUUUCAAGUUGAAGGAUGCGGUAGAAGCGGUGGCAGGGAGUAUAAACGGGAUGUGAGAUGUGCUUCCUAGGUUAUAAACCCAAGAUGAAAUAUCUGGCCUUUACUGCCCAUAGGCUUGUACCACGUAUCCCACAAUGAACGAUCUGUUGCAAGUAGAGAUCAAGGGCUCACGACCCUCUGACA
Messenger RNA from Marasmius oreades (fairy-ring Marasmius), 6292 nucleotides. RefSeq lists its product as uncharacterized. The coding region runs from base 49 to 6165 and encodes 2038 amino acids. Gene Ontology annotation, molecular function: snoRNA binding. The record is from RefSeq and is a predicted model, not a curated record. Gene Ontology annotation, biological process: positive regulation of transcription by RNA polymerase I; maturation of SSU-rRNA from tricistronic rRNA transcript (SSU-rRNA, 5.8S rRNA, LSU-rRNA). The transcript is spliced from 30 exons. Gene Ontology annotation, cellular component: 90S preribosome; small-subunit processome; t-UTP complex. Lineage: Eukaryota; Fungi; Basidiomycota; Agaricomycetes; Agaricales; Marasmiaceae.